Molecule: messenger RNA, 1962 nt
Organism: Fibroporia radiculosa
Lineage: Eukaryota; Fungi; Basidiomycota; Agaricomycetes; Polyporales; Fibroporiaceae
Exons: 6
Coding region: 1-1962 (653 amino acids)
Source: RefSeq, a predicted model, not a curated record
AUGCGUUCUGGACCCUAUACCUUUGUGUAUUAUUGUUCCGGACAUGGUUAUGGCCAUGCGACACGUGUAUCUGCUUUCGUGUGUCAUUUGUUAAGCUUGGAACCUCCGCCUGUUAUACACAUCGUGUCUUCUGCGCCAAUACAAGUAUUCGCAGACAGUGUAGCCCUAGGAGGUUCUUCUUCUUCUUUAUCGCUCAUUAUAUGCGCUAAAACUACUGCAGCUUUGUAUCGAUAUGCCGAUAUAGACCCGGUGAUUGUACAACCAUUAGCGUACUGCGUUGAUCGUCAGAAGAGUGUGGAGGUACUGAAAUCCUUCCUCCGUAAGAAAGACAGGAAGCUAUGUGAGGAAAGUCAGUGGCUCAGGGAACUGGGAGCGGACUGUAUUCUAAGCGAUGCCGCUUUCCUUGGUUGCCUCGCUGCUAAUCAAGCUGGACUUCCUUCGGUACUCAUCACCAACUUUUCAUUCGACUCGGUAUAUAGCUAUCUCUCUACGUCUCUCAUUGAUUCUGUAACAUGCCCAUCAAAUCUCGAUCCGUAUACCCUGCAAACUCAACCAGACAUAGAACGAUUGUCUGAUAUCCCCAUACCCAUAGAAACCAUGGCACCUUUGGUCGAAGAGAUUUCACGCGGGUAUCGUUGUGCAGACCUUUUACUCCGCUUGCCUGGUGCCAUCCCAAUACCCUCAUUCACUGUAUCUCCUUCUCUUCCGUCCCCUGCCUGGAUCGACUACAUGCUGCGAACGUUUACAGAUGAGGUAGUAGGGCACCUUAAUGGCACUCCUUGCGAGUAUGCCAUUCAUCCGAGCAUAUCGUUUCCCUCUCCUCAUGGUCGAAAACCUAUCCCUCGUGAAGUGCGCCAAGCUCCUCUCCUUGUCCGUUCCCCAAAUCCAUCCGCAUAUACCUCAGAGGGAAGACGCAGGCUCCUGAGUACCAUCGGCGUUCCUCCCCAUCUGCACGAUCCGGUUCAUACGAAGAUUCUGAUCGUCUCAUUCGGCGGGCAAAUCUUCUACAGGCCCAAAAGCCGCUCUCCAUCGACUUCGGUCACGCCAGUUCCUUCCUCAACUGCGCCUAAGACUCUAACGGGUUCCGCAAGCGAGAUAUCUCGCAAAAAGUCACACGAACUCCUCAGGGAACGUCCUCUAGACCCUGAAACAUUGACCGCCGCCUUGCGCUCUUCCUCACUUUCUGAUCGCAAGCAAAAUACGUCUCCAAGUCGUCCUCCACGUCCUCUGCUAACUCGGAAUCGUGCAGGCUCGCAAUUGACUAUUCCAGGCGCGCCGCCGAUGUCCCUGCCGAAUUCCCCAAUGACUCAUAGGUCUGCGAGAACCCCUCCUACGGGGAACAUUCCUGCGUUCAAUUUUGUUCCUCCUUCGCCCCUACGUAAUGGCAUUGAACGCAAGAGUGGGUGGGAUGAUGACCCAUUUUCUAUGGACGAGGUUCAUAUUGAAAAUGGCAUACCUGAAGAGGCCGCACCGCGCCUGCUACCCGACGAAUCCUGGAUAGCCGUGGUGUGCGGUGUGUCGAAGGAAUGGGGGAGGGAGAAUGGAGAGGAGCUCCCUGAUAACUUCUACGUUGCCCCGCGGGAUGUCUACAUGCCCGAUCUGACGGCGGUCGCAGAUGUCCUUCUCGGCAAACUCGGAUAUGGAACAGUUUCCGAAUGUGUGGAUUCUUGCACUCCUUUCGUCUACGUUUCCCGUCCGUUGUUCAUAGAAGAACAUGGUCUUCGUCUACUCCUAGACAAUCAAGGCGUAGGCGUUGAGCUCGCUCGUGUUUUGUACGAGAUGGGCGAUUGGGCAAACGCUGUGGAGGAGGCCUGGCUCAAAGGCCGGGACACCAAGGCGAAGAAGAGGCGCGAAGGUGAGACUGGGAAGCGCAAGGAGGAAGGCCGUAAGAUGGCCAGAGAACUCCUUGAUUGGUUGGAACAAUGGAAAUCAGGACGUGUCGAUACAUCAUCUCGGAGUUAA